AGCGAAGACGGACUCUUAUGAGCGCGACACACAGAGGCUUUCUUCAUUGAGAAACUAAUAUUUAGUGCUUAAUGGCAGUUCCGUUCAGUAAUUCAGUUCAGUUCGAAACUGUUCCCAUUUCGUAGAAGCCAAUCCUAGUAAAACACUUUACUCUCUGUGUACUAUGUUUAAGAGGAUGGCUGAAUUUGGUCCAGAUUCGGGGGGACGGGUGAAGGGAGUGACUAUCGUGAAACCUAUCGUGUUUGGAAACGUUGCACGAUAUUUUGGCAAGAAAAGAGAAGACGAUGGUCACACUCAUCAGUGGACAGUUUAUGUGAAGCCGUACAGAAACGAGGAUAUGUCUGCUUAUGUCAAAAAAAUACAGUUCAAACUGCAUGAAAGUUACGGGAACCCUUUAAGAGUGGUUACGAAGCCUCCGUAUGAGAUUACAGAGACUGGAUGGGGAGAGUUUGAGAUCAUCAUAAAGAUCUUCUUCAUGGAUCCAAAUGAGAGACCGGUAAAUGGCAUUCAAUGA
Messenger RNA from Sinocyclocheilus rhinocerous, 514 nucleotides. It is a transcript of the gene yeats4, whose product is annotated as YEATS domain containing 4. Lineage: Eukaryota; Metazoa; Chordata; Actinopteri; Cypriniformes; Cyprinidae. The transcript has 4 exons. Gene Ontology annotation, biological process: regulation of DNA-templated transcription. The coding region runs from base 164 to 514 and encodes 116 amino acids. The record is from RefSeq and is a predicted model, not a curated record.